GCUAUUGGAAAUGCAUUUUUUAGUGGAUGUGUUAAUUGGGAUUGGAAAAAUCCACAAAGAGGACAUAGAUAUAUUCCAAUUAAUGAUAGAUUUCCUCAUUUAAUUGGAAAUAUAGUUAUUGAAGUACCUAUUAUUACUAAAAAGUGUAAUGUUCAAUUGAAUUCAUUUAUACCAGAUAAUUUAGAAAAUUGUCCAUUUAUUGCUAUAGUUUCAAAAGAAAUUCAUAAUCACUUACCCCCUCCUCCUGUAACUACACCAUCUAAUAUUUUGAAGCAACUUAAUGAAAUUAUUAAACAUGAAGAUACACUUGAUCUUACAGCAAGAAAAUUAUUAACAGGAAUUAUUCAUGAAUUAUUACGUCAACUGCAAUAUGAUACUUCUUAUAUUAGAAAUAUUC
Funneliformis geosporum is the source of this 397-nucleotide messenger RNA. Lineage: Eukaryota; Fungi; Glomeromycota; Glomeromycetes; Glomerales; Glomeraceae. The record is from the annotation of a GenBank genome assembly.